This is a messenger RNA of Drosophila willistoni, 1074 nucleotides long. RefSeq names its product cell cycle checkpoint protein RAD1 (gene Rad1). Gene Ontology annotation, cellular component: nucleus; checkpoint clamp complex. Lineage: Eukaryota; Metazoa; Arthropoda; Insecta; Diptera; Drosophilidae. Bases 42 to 926 code for a protein of 294 amino acids. Gene Ontology annotation, biological process: DNA damage checkpoint signaling; DNA repair. Gene Ontology annotation, molecular function: 3'-5' exonuclease activity. The record is from RefSeq and is a predicted model, not a curated record. The transcript has 2 exons.
UGAGCAUUCCAAAUGGCGGUCGUUCGAGCAUUUUGUUAUUUAUGAAUGGAGAGUUAAUGCAUCAUUCGAAAAGUCUUUAUGAAAAGGGCAUAAUAAAGAAUCGCAAGAUGUUGACGCAAUCCCAAUAUCCCGACUAUAAAUUUGUCUGCAGAAUAAAUCACAUUAAAACCUUUCACGCGGCCAUCAAAUCGAUUUGCUUCAGCGAUUUUGGAACUUUUCUAAUUAGUGAAGAUGGCAUGCGCAUUACGGUCGAUCAGGCAAAAUCCAUACAGGCUACUGUGUAUAUGGUGCCCAGUUUCUUUGAAGAAUUUUAUGUGCAAGAUUUACAAAGCUUUGGCAUAAAAGUCAAUGUCCUGGCCGAGUGCCUGAGCCUGUAUGGCCUAGCCGAUUGCGGUGUGAAGCUGCUUUACAAAGGUGAUGGAGCUCCCCUGAUGAUUCUCUUGGACCCGCACGAUGAUGAGGACUUAAGUACCGAAUGUGCCAUAAAGACUAUGAACGUGGAUGAACCUAUGGAAUACGAACUGGAUGUAAACAGUUCAACCUUAAAUACUCUCUUUAUACGUGGGCCUGAUUUGUCCAAUAUAUUCCAUGAACUGGACAAGGCUGCCGAGGAAUUUGAAUUCACUAUUUCCCCCAGAAGUCCUCACUUUAAAAUAACCACUCUUGGUGUCAUCCAAUCCGAGUCAAGUGUGGAGGUGGCCAAGACUUCUGAUAUGAUGUUAAUGUUCAAUUGCCAAUCCACAACUGUGGCUCGCUAUAAAAGCCAACAGAUUCGAAUGACCAACAAAUCCCUACAGGUGGCCACGAAAGUGGCCAUUAAAACAGAUAGCAGUGGUCUCCUGGAGUUGCAUUUUAUGCUGCAAGCGGAGAAUCAAGAGGACAUUUAUGUUCAGUUCUUUGUAACGCCUCUGCUAGACAUUGAAUGAAAAUAUGAUUUUCGUUUUUUUUGAAUACCCCAAACGCGUUAUCGAUAAAAAAAAGAAAGAUAUUUAUCAAAAAUUAAUUAAGGAUUUUGAUCUGUUAUACAUUUAUGUAGAGUAAAUAGAAUAGCUAGUAAUAAUUACACUAAACUAA